AUGGGCGCGGGCGGGAGGCUUAUGAACUUUCGACCAGACAUCCCUAUCGUUUCCUCUCGACGACCCCUCCCCAAAGCGUCCACCGCUCAAAUCGAGUCUUAUGUCGACAUGUGCAUGCGAUUGUUUAACAAGACAAGAGCCGAAGUCGAGAAAGCAGCAGUCGAGAUGUGUGGCUCUCUGGAUGUGGCUGCUCUUGCUGUAGGAGCUGAGAUAGAACGGGGGAGGGCAGAUCUCAUGCGGGCAUUUCCAGAAGGAGCGGAGAACUCCAACAAUGCGCUUGGCCGUAAACCCAGGCCUGGCGAGGACGUCAAAUCUGCUCGUCUGAACGACAACUUGUUUAUUAGGGUUUGGGAUGGGGAUCUGGCUGGCAUACGAUCCUUUGCAUUUGAUUUUGUGGAUGGUCAAGGACGUUAUAUCUCCACACCCAAGGAUAUCAAGAUUCACACGAUGCCGUCUGCUUUCAGGGGGCCAGAACGUGUCCUCUCAAUUGAGCAAUGCCUAGAGGGCGAGGGUAGAGAGCGACAGGCAGAGAUGGAACGAAUUGCAAACAACUGGCCUUUUGCUCCCCCCCGUGACAAGGUGUAUGACAAGAACUGGGAGACAUAUAUCAUACCUGAAGGCGUUGAGCUCCGCAUCGUGCAAAGUGGGCAUGCAGAUCGCUUCCUUCCGAUUCCGAUUGUUCCGUCUUCUAUUGUCAGCAUCCCGUCGCCCGCUCGAUUGAUCACGCUAACCUCGUCCGACCUCGUCUGGGGGGUCCAGCACCAUCUCUACAUUUGGGCUUGCGCGGCUAUGGGGAAUAUAAAUAAAUUGAAAAUUAGGGAAAGCAAGAGGUGGAACUCGGGCGACAGUCAGGCGGAACCCGUAAGGCAUCAAGAAACUGUUGAACGCAAGACCACCAUGGACGACGGACCCAGUGACCCUGCAUCACCUCAAUCUCCACUAACAGGAUUCCUACCGUCAAGUUCAAAGAAAUAUGAACAAGGCGGCGUCUGGGCACCCAGGGAGCGAAUGCAGCGGCUGGGAGGUUGUCAAUUUGGUGAUUCCUUGGUUUCCAAAUUAUUCUGGCUCAGAUUUGCGAAAUGCGUCGAAAAAUGCACCUCCGAAGUUUUUCCCACGAGGAAUUGGCGUGGCCAAAAUUUUGGACCAAAAAACUGCAACAUUUGGGGAGAAAAACAGGUCGAAACCAGCCAGAAAUUAUCAAAAGUUGGUACCUGUGCUGGGUUUCAGCUGGAAGCUACUCAGAAAGGGCAAAGAAUCUAUCAGAAAGGGAUUUCCCUGCAUUUCGAAAGCCUAGUGUGA
Messenger RNA from Laccaria bicolor S238N-H82, 1299 nucleotides. RefSeq lists its product as uncharacterized. NCBI's taxonomy places the organism in Eukaryota, Fungi, Basidiomycota, Agaricomycetes, Agaricales, Hydnangiaceae. The transcript is spliced from 8 exons. Bases 1 to 1299 code for a protein of 432 amino acids. The record is from RefSeq and is a predicted model, not a curated record.